Messenger RNA from Rotaria sp. Silwood2, 1098 nucleotides. NCBI's taxonomy places the organism in Eukaryota, Metazoa, Rotifera, Eurotatoria, Philodinida, Philodinidae. The record is from the annotation of a GenBank genome assembly.
AUGCAAAAUCAAUCAAAUAAUAUACUUUCUGGUACUGUUCAAAAUACUAUAUCACCAAGUGAAGCACUUUUUUUACUUAAUCGUGAUGUAGCAGCUAAUCAAUUACAAACAUAUCGUUCAAAUAAUGAACCUAUUCUUAUGACUAGUUUAUCAGGUAUGCCUAUUGGUGAUAAAGUUUAUUCAUUAACAGCUGGUUCACGUGGUCCAAUUCUUUUACAAGAUACAUAUUUACUUGAUGAAUUAGGUCAAUUUAAUGAAGAAAAGAUUCCUGAACGAUGUUCAUAUGGAAAAGGUUCAGGUGCAUUUGGAUUUUUUCAAUGUACAACAGAUAUUGGUUCAACAUUAACACGAGCACAUUUUCUUGAUACACGAAAUAAACAAACACCAAUAGCAAUAAGAUUUUCACGUUUUCGUAGUGAAUUAGGAAGUUCAGAUACUAUACGUGAUAUACGUGGUAUGGCGAUUAAAUUUUAUACUGAUUGCGGAAAUUUUGAUUUAAUUUGUAAUCAUUUACCGGUUUUCUUUAUUCGUGAUCCAAUUCUCUAUCCAUCACUUGUACAUUCACAAAAACGAAAUCCUGUUACUAAUCUUUUUGAUUAUGAUGCCUAUUGGGAUUUUUUAACAUUAAGACCAGAAACUACACAUUGUCUUGUAAACGAUUAUUAUAUAUUAUCAACGCCAGUUUUGCAAAAUAUGAAAGAUAAUGAAGAACAUAAUUUAAAAACACCAUUAGAUGCAGCCGAUUACAAUGAUUUAGUCAAUCAGCCAUGUUCCAAUGGAUCUGAUUCUCAUAACAGUGCAACAGAUAGUGCACAUGAAAACACUGAACAAUCCACUGAAAACUGCGCUAAUUUUUUAGUUGACUCAUCGGUUAACAAUGAACAAAAUUCAGCAACAGCAACAAUUAUUCGAACCGAAAUUUUGGCAUUUGACAAUGCUCAAAUUGAAUGUACAAUGGUAUUCAAAGGUCCUGACGGAUGUUUUUAUCUUGCUCCUUAUACAUUCGUUCGUAGUGUUAAUGAAAAUUUUAAUUUUGAAAAUCCUUCUAUCUUCAAUUUGGAAAACGAGGGAAUUAUCAACAAUGAACUUUUUCCGUAA